Messenger RNA from Pediculus humanus corporis (human body louse), 1089 nucleotides. RefSeq lists its product as uncharacterized. The coding region runs from base 1 to 1089 and encodes 362 amino acids. The transcript has 3 exons. The record is from RefSeq and is a predicted model, not a curated record. Gene Ontology annotation, biological process: endocytosis. NCBI's taxonomy places the organism in Eukaryota, Metazoa, Arthropoda, Insecta, Psocodea, Pediculidae. Gene Ontology annotation, cellular component: plasma membrane; early endosome.
AUGGGAGCCACGAGACCAAAUGAAAAAAGCACUGUUAUUACAUAUUUUUUAUGGUUUUUUUUCGGAUUAUUUGGCGGUCAUCAUUUUUAUUUGGAAAGAGAUAUUCAUGCUUUUUUAACAUGGUCCACUAUAGGUGGUGGUUUCGGAGUUGGAUGGUUGAGAGAUUUAUUUUGUUUGAAAAGAUAUAUAGGUGAAGCAAACAACGAUGAAAAUUAUCUCAAACAACAUAUUAGUCGUAUGAAAUCGAAUGGAAAACCUCCAUUUUCUGUUACUCGUUUUUUGGGAAUGUUAUUUUUCGGUUAUUAUUUCGGAUCGUUGGUCAGAUAUGCUAUUCCACCUGAACCUAUAAACGGUUUCGAUUUGAAUUUUUUAACCAUUUUAGUACCUCUGGCUAAUGCUAUAGGAGUUUGGUUGGUGGGAAAUAUUGGUAAAGAAAAAGGAUCAAUAUGGUGGUCACUAGCAGCUGCAUAUGCAGUUUAUCCAUUUUCAAUGUAUUUAGAAGAUGAAACAACAUGGUUUUCGCUCAUGAGUGUCGCAUCGUCAUUGGCAUUCGAUCAUCUAUCAAAAGAAUGGAGAAGAAAACCUAGAAAAAAACGUGAUAUGAUUCAUCGUGUAACAAUUCUCUCGACAUGUGGAUUCAUUUAUCUCACUCUCUUGUGUAGUUUUAUAUUUUUCAAUGGAAAACUAACAGAUAGCGAUGGAGAAGAAAUUCCAAUACAAGAAGCAUUCACACAUUUUUUCACAUCUCCUUGGUGGGUCGAUUUAAAUCAAUGUUUGUACGACACAUACAUAUUCGCUCAACAUCACGGUUUCUACGAAAUAUGGCAACAAAUAAUUGACUUGUCAGAUCCGCAUGGGGAAAUCAACGCGUAUAAAGUAUUAGGAGUCGAUUUGACAUCUUCCCAAUCGGAAAUCACGUCAAAAUGGAGAGCUCUAUCGAAAGAAUUUCAUCCAGAUAAAGUGAAAAAUCCAGAUUUGAAAGCGGCUGCACAAAAUAAAUUCAUGGAAAUACAACAAGCAUAUGAGAUUUUAUCUAAAAUUAAAGCUCGUAGAAAAAGUAAAAAUAAAAAAUUUGCAAAAAGUCAAUAA